Anastrepha ludens (Mexican fruit fly) is the source of this 3098-nucleotide messenger RNA. RefSeq lists its product as uncharacterized. The coding region runs from base 437 to 1777 and encodes 446 amino acids. The record is from RefSeq and is a predicted model, not a curated record. The transcript is spliced from 2 exons. NCBI's taxonomy places the organism in Eukaryota, Metazoa, Arthropoda, Insecta, Diptera, Tephritidae.
UCUCCUUGCCGCGGGGAUGAGGCUUAAGUGGUGGUUAAAUCCCCCUCGGGAAUCUAAUCUACUACGAACAAAGAGGGAAGCUCCAUAUGGAGAUUGAUUGGCCACCCAUCCGCGGAACGGCGCAUGUGGCGGUCAUUCAAUCAUCUAUUUGGAGAGUACCGCACCAACGAUAGCCCCUGUUCUCCUUACCUUGAGAUCCUAUCAUAUCCUUUCCUUUCCCCCCCUAAUCCAGGGUGUUAUGCGUCGCCGUGCCCAUUGGAUGGUUUGCAGCCAGGGGUAUCCGGCUGUAUUAUAACGGUGCGCUCCUGAAACUGGGUCACCUCAGGAGCUAGAAUGACCUUGCCACGGCAGAGGGGACUUCCGUGGUCGACGUUUCCCCUUUCCCCUUAAAAAUUUUGGUCUGCCACGCUCGCCACGUCGAGCAGUGCAGACGAUCAUGAAUACAAAAAUGAACAAAAAAAAUCAUGCCUCGGAUAAUCGAGAAUCAUCUAAAUCAAGACCUAGCCCCUCGGGAAUGUUAUGUCUUCCCGCGGGAAAUACGGUAAGUACCGGCGGUGUAGAGUCUGUGGCUAAGCCAAGGAAUUGCCUUUCAGGAAUUGCCUCCACGGGAAUGAGGUCUCUUGCCAACCGCCAGAUGAAGAAUGCCGACCCUGCCAUAAGACAAGUUGGUGAUGAUAUUCCGUUAACAUCUGGUGCUGGUAAUAUAUCCUCUCUCGUAAAUAAGUACUCAGGAGACAAGGGCAACUCUGUCAAAAGACAAGCUGGCCUUGCCAUUCAUGCCACUCCAAGUGGCAAAGGAACUUCGGAAGUAGUAGCACUUAAGGUGACGUUGGCAGAAUUGAACCACAUGGCUAAGCCAACGGCUUCUGAUGCUCGUCCCUUUAACACUACUAUCACCGCAGCCAGUAGCUACCCCCGGAAGCAUAUUAGGCCAUCAAGGAGGUACUACCGUAUCAAAAGGUCAGCCUUCAGAAUCCUGGAGAGAUUGAAGGACAAAAAAGAGGAUCUGACCGAGAAACAAACCGACUCCAAAGCGUGGGCUGAAUCCUUCAUCUCCGAGGACCGGAAGAAGGUCAAAAUGGACUUUGCACAACGAAAGAGCAAGCGGUCUAAGGAAGGGGUAUCGAUUAAAGCCAAAAUAUCAAAGGUGGCACCAACCCAGAUGACCAACGGAGCCAACAGGGACACAAAGAGGUCUUUCGCGAAAACAGUUAAAGAAUGCUGUAUCAGGGCGGUGAUAGAUCGUAGUUCAUAUGAUGGUGCGAUCUCGCAAGCGAACUGGGAUCUGGUAAACAUAGGUCUAUGUAAGGUCUACAGGGAUAUAUUGAAUGAAAAUCCAGGAUCUCCACCGAGUUGCUCGGAUGCGGGAUGGUAUCAAUCACAUAUCAAAUUGAUAAGAUGCGCGGAUCAACGGUCUGCGGAUCUGUAUACUCUGGCCAUUAAUCGCUUAGGGCAGCUCUGGCCAGGUGCCUGCCUCGACGUGGUCCUUCGGGAAGACAUACCUAAACGGCCAAAGGCCAGAGCCUGGAUUCCAGACUUCCAUAUAGAUCCCGAAGAAGUUUUGGAGUUAAUUAAACUGGGCAACCCCGAACUACCCACCAGCGGGUGGAAAGUAGUGAAGAUUGGCCAAAGCGACGGCAACCGAAGGCUAGCUGUGAUAAUUCUCAAUGAAGAAUCACUGACCCCACUUGCCAAGCAGAAAUGGAGGAUUAAUUAUGGCUUCCAAGCUUUGACUCUCCACCUGCAUAGGCGAGAUGUAGUCAACAAGGGCACCUAAUCCUCAGAAUAACGAGGGCGGCUUCGGCUGCAACAAAAAACCAACCGGAUGACGAGGUAGCGUCCUACUCUGAGAUGAUCAUCGAACUCUUUUUGAAGGUUACUCUUGACGAUGCGACAGUCAAUACUCCGAGCUAUCUAAUACUAUGGAGGAUUUCCUACCAUUGGCUACCAGCAAUACAUGUAAGGUGUCACAUGCCCACAAAAAGGCGGCUUCAGCCCCACUCAUUCUCCAUCUCGCUAAAAGAGAAGAUAUCGCGCUCAUCUAAAAACUUUGGCUCACAAAAUUUCGAGUCUGCGGAUUGAGCAAUAAGGAACAUAUAAACUGGUCUAUGUCACCGGCAAAGAUGUCAUCAAAGCUGUGAAAUCUUGUGGAAGGACGAUAUAGCACACGAUGCUGAAGAGCAACUCAUAAGAAUAGGGUUGUGAUGUUUUUUCGAAUGUCUGGCCACAUAAAGUUGGACUUGAUCAGUUUAGACGUAGCACGUACGCCUGGAUGCGAUAAACGACGUAUUUCUGUUAGUAUAGCAUCAGAAACUCGUUCGGUACUUAAGGACGAACUGUCGAAACUGAGGUGGUGUCACACAUGAGUUGGCUGUCACUGUUACGAAUUAAGAAAAAAAAAAAACACUUUAGAAUGAGCGAAUUUUUCGGUGUGCCUGAAUCUUUAACAAAUAGAAAGUUGCUUGUUGCGAUUUUAUUUUCGGACGAGUUUCGUAUGUCGGGCUGGAAUUGGUCGAUGAAGUCACGACGUAACACUUGGGUCGAACACAUGAUCAAAUAUCGAAAGUGGCACACUUUAUGUUACACAGCAUUUAAUUCGCGGCCGUUUGUGUGGUAUUUCCUGUGCGUCUGAGUCUCCGUUUUGGUGUAAUGAGGCGCACAGUGUGUCGGUAGCAGAAAAAAUUGUAAAAAAAUUGACAUUCACUACUCGAAAAAUAUAAUUUGCACUUUAAUAACUAAUAGAUAUAGUAAAACAAAUUUAAUAAAAUUUAUUAACUAAUAUAUUUCACAUAUACACCUGGCAAGCAGUGUUAAGUAUAUGUAAAAUUUUCGUAUUAAAAAAUAAAAAAAAUCAUAUAAUGUUAUAGCUUCUGAAAGGUACGACUGUUUAACAUCACUGCAUUAUUUUUAUUUUCUUCUUGCGUCUGAUAUAUUUGUAGUAUCAUUACUUUAAGAACAAAUUUUUUUCGCAUAUGCGCUACCUUUCAUUUAAACUUUCCGACGCAUUUAAAAAAAAUUAUAUUUUGGAAACUUCAUGUACUAACUGUAAAAACUGUAUAUUAACAAUUAAAUAAAAUGUAAACGCUUCAAGGAGUCUA